Molecule: messenger RNA, 1463 nt
Organism: Puntigrus tetrazona (Sumatra barb)
Lineage: Eukaryota; Metazoa; Chordata; Actinopteri; Cypriniformes; Cyprinidae
Exons: 5
Coding region: 70-1017 (315 amino acids)
Biological process (GO): proteolysis
Molecular function (GO): serine-type endopeptidase activity
Source: RefSeq, a predicted model, not a curated record
CACGUCCAACAGGUGAUUUAAAGAGAGAAGAGACACAAGACGGCUCGGUCCUGGUCUGUCGCUUCAGACAUGCAGUUGACAAUGAUCUUGCUUGGCUUUACAGCCAUGAUGUUCAGUAUUAAAGUGGCUGCAGACUGUGGCGUGGCUCCUCUGAACACGCGUGUAGUGGGCGGAGCCGAAGCUCCUGCAGGUAACUGGCCCUGGCAGGUCAGUGUCCACUACAACAACAGACACAUCUGUGGAGGAACCCUGAUCCACAGCCAGUGGGUGAUGACCGCUGCGCACUGCAUCGUCUCCACUAACCUCAACAGCUGGACGCUGUACCUGGGAAGACAGACCCAGAUCACGUCUGUUGCUAACGCUAAUGAAGUCAGAGUCGGUAUUCAGUCCAUCACCGUCCAUCCAAAGUACAACAACACACUGUUCAAUAAUGACAUCUCUCUGAUGAAACUGAGCCAGCCUGUGACCUUCACUCCAUACAUUAGUCCGGUCUGCCUGGCGUCCAGAACCAGCGUCUUUCUCAACGCUACGCUGUGCUGGGCUACAGGCUGGGGAAACAUCGGCAAGAACCAACCGCUGCCGGCUCCCCAGGCUCUUCAGGAGGUUCAGGUCCCAGUCGUGGCCAGCUCUCAGUGCACCUGCGAGUAUAAACCACUAGGUGAUGUUACAAUCACAGCACAGAUGAUCUGCGCAGGGAGAGCAAACAAAGGCAUCUGUCAGGGAGAUUCUGGAGGUCCCUUACAGUGCAAGCAGGGCUCUGUGUGGAUCCAGGCCGGAAUCACCAGCUUCGGGACGACUCUGGGCUGUGCUAUAGAAGGUUUUCCGGAGGUGUAUUCACGAGUCUCUGAGUUCCACACGUGGGUCACAGAGAACGUGGAGGGAGCCGCUAUCAGCUUCGUGCCCUUCUCGUCUAACGUCACAGACAGCAGCUUCACAUGCUCUGCCACUCUUCAGUUCUCGCACUACAACUUUAUCAUUCUCUUCACGACACUCAUCUCACACUUACAGUCUCUUUAGGCUGACUCUCACACACAUUCAACAGGGUGACAGAGAGCAUGCACCAUGAGAAAAGACAAAAUGGUAAAAAAAAAAGCAUCUGAAAGGUUAAAUCUCAUGAGUGAAUCACCAAAAACUGGUGUCAAGGUAUUACCUUAUGUGGCGAGAAGUUCACGUUGGAAAUAUUGUGCAAGAUGAACACAAACACAACCACAAUCAUAAUUGUGAGUAAAAAGAUCUGAGCUUUAAGACCAAAGUUUCCAACCUGUCACUGAGAAAGAUAUAGGAACACAAUAGAUGCAGUGUCUUUAAUGAUGGUAAAUUUCUUGAAAAACAUGUUUGUUUGUUUGUUUUCAGCAAAGUUGCAUGUACAAAAAUCCAACAUUAACGAACAAUUAUGAUAAUUACAAUCCAGUGUGUAAUUACAUUUACAGCACCUAAAAAUUAAAUAAAAAUUUUCAAAUAUA